AUGCUCAUGAUCCCCACCGCCACAGGGCCCUGGCUUGGAGCGAGGGCCCCGGCUGGCGCGCUGCUCGCACAUCGGCUGCUCUCCUCCUCGGCCGGGCCGGCGCCGGGCAAGCGGGCCGCCCGGCGCCCGGGCCCGCAGUCGCACGGCGGCAACUCCCGACCCCCGGCCGCGCCGGCGGUCCCGGCCUACCGGCGGUCGCCCAUGGCCGACCUGCCGCACGUGCGGCCCGCCUCGCGGGAGUUGGUCCGGCACUAUGCCGGGCUCCGGACACCGGGCAAGCGGGAGGCCGCGGCCCGGGCCCGACCCCCCGGCCCCUCGGACGACUUCCACCGGUGGGGGCACCUGGCCUUCGCGGCGGCCGAGGAGCCGUGCGUCAUCAUCGGCGCCCGGGCCAUCGGCGAUCUCCUGGGGCUGCCGCUGCACGAAUGGCAGGCGGCCAACGAGCAGGCGCGCUCCGACGGCCGGGCCGAGGGCGGCAAGUACGGCGGCCAGCGCCGGGGGCCGUGGCUGGCUGCUGGCCGGCCGCCGCCGGCCUGGCCGCGACCGCUGACCCUGCUCAGCUCGGUGGAGAUGGCGCCCUUCGCCUCGGCCCUCGUGGACCUGUAUGUGCCGACCGAGGCCCGGCAGGCCCGGCUGUCCCGGCGUCCGCCCGGGGUGUACCUGCUGGAGACCGAGUCCUACCUGACCAGUGCGGCACAUUCGCUGCUCCAUGCCGGCGCCACGGCCGCCUCGGCGCGUGACCUGCUGGCGGUGGAACUUCCCUCGCCCUGGGUGUACGCGGCUGAGGCGGGUCCUGCGGGCCGGCUGCCGCCCGUUUGCCAUCUGUGGUCUGAGCACCUGUGCGCUGACUGUGCCGCUGCUGCUGGCGCUGCUGCUGGCCCUGGUGCUGAUGCUGCCGGCUCUGUUCCCGCGGAUGCGCCUGCCUCGGGCCAGGUGCCCAGCGAUGCGGCGCGACCCCCCGCCUGCCCGGGCAGCUGCUCGGCGAUCCGGCCCCCGGGCGACCGGCGCCUGCUGGUGCUGGAUGGCGUGGCGGACCCCGGGAAUUUGGGCACGCUCAUUCGCUUGGCCGAUUCGAUUCGGCACCGGUCCGGGGCGGACCGCCUCGCCUGGCCGGUCAUCUUCCUGCUGGAGCCGACGCCACUGGCGGGCUUUGCGCCGGAGGCGGUGCUGGCCUCGCUGCCGGCUGAGGCCCCGGCCCCGGCCCCGGCCCCGGCGCCGGUGUCGCGCUCGGGCCCGGUGUCCCGGCGCUUGGACCCGGCCAUGGCCGGGGUGCUGGCUUCGCUGCGCGGCCUGCACGAGCCGAGCCCCGACUCGGCGAUCGGCUCCGGGCCGGAGGCUCAGCUCCGGUCCCGGGGCGUGGACUUGUCGGAGGUGGUCGGGCGCCGGUGCGCCGACCUGGCCGGCGACAAGGUGCUCCGGUCGGCGGCUGGCGCGUCGCAUCGCUUCCACCCGGCCCUGAUGCCCGCCGGUGGGGAUGCCCCGAGCGGGGCCCCGGCCCCCGGGGUGCGCUUCAUUCGUGGCGAUUGGCCGGGCCUGGUGGCCCUUCUCCAGCGGGACGGCUUGCGCCUGGUGGCCGGAGACUGCCCGGGGCCUGGGGUGGUCGAGCUGGACAUGGUGGCCGCCAGUGAGGGGUCUCGGUCUGCGGGGCCGGCGCCGGGGGUGGCCCUGCUGCUGGGCUCCGAGGGCCCGGGCGUCGGGCGGCUGGUGCGUGCAUCGAUCGAGCAGUCGCAACUGCCGGGGCCCCAGCACCCCGGGCGUCUGCACACGCCUGGCCAGCGCAUUGCCAUCCCCCUGGUUGACGGCCGGGACAGCUUGAAUGUGGCCACCGCCGGGUCGAUCCUCAUGUGGGCUCUUCGGUAGAGCCAUGGUCUCCGAGUUGAUGGCAGCUCGCAAAUGGAUCGACGACAC
This is a messenger RNA of Fonticula alba, 1908 nucleotides long. RefSeq lists its product as hypothetical. Gene Ontology annotation, molecular function: RNA binding. The record is from RefSeq and is a predicted model, not a curated record. Bases 1 to 1860 code for a protein of 619 amino acids. The transcript has a single exon. NCBI's taxonomy places the organism in Eukaryota, Rotosphaerida, Fonticulaceae.